Messenger RNA from Ilyonectria robusta, 753 nucleotides. RefSeq lists its product as uncharacterized. The transcript has 3 exons. The annotation marks the transcript as partial. The record is from RefSeq and is a predicted model, not a curated record. Lineage: Eukaryota; Fungi; Ascomycota; Sordariomycetes; Hypocreales; Nectriaceae.
CUGCAGCCAUGGUGCGUUAUGGUCCUUGCGUCCACGGCUUUUACCAACUUUGUAGCUGUGCUUCUGUGGUGGCUCGCUCGUCCACACAGAUUGCGGGACCGCUGUAUGGUUGUCUGGUUCUUACUCUGGAAUUUCAUUGCCAUGGGUCUCAUGGCUGCCAUGGUUCAGAAAGGCGUGGGUUUGCAUGUUGGCACUGAGGUACUCCCCGAUGAGCUCGUCAAGAUUGAAAAACUCCAACUAGGGGCUGAGAUCCUCUAUAUUUUUACUCUUGUCUGGACUAAGAUGAGCUUCUUGCUUUUACUCCACAACAUCUUUAGUGGAGAUGCAAAUUUUAGGCUCGGGCUGUGUACCAUUGGAGUCUUGAUUAUUGCUUGGCCUGUCUGUAUGGCAUGGUUGUGUGUCCUCCGUUGCAUCCCGACGCAAAAGAUUUGGCACCCUAGCCUCCCAGGGCAUUGUAUCAAUAGAAUGAGCAUUUGGAUUGCGAAUGCUAUAGUAAAAGGCAUUAGCGACUUCGCUAUACUGAUACUACCUUUGCCAUUCCUCUGGGGGUUGAGGAUGGAGGUGUCUAGAAAAGUCUUCAUUACUGGUGUAUUUGGAUUCGGCCUUCUGGGUAUCGCUGUUUCUGCCUAUCAAUUCAAGACGCUCAUCCAAUAUUCUACUGACGAUCGCUCCUACACUCUCGCUCGCAUUGUCGGGUGGAGUGCGAUCGAGAUGUCCAUCUGGAUCAUCUCAGCUUGCUUACCAACAUUAAGG